CGGUUCUCGGGAAUUCAGCCCCCACGCCGCAUCUGGUCGGGGCACGGGCAGUACCGGACUCGUUCUCCUUGUUUUCUCAUUAUCCACCAUCACGUUGACUAAAUUCAAGUCAAGUCAUGCCGUAUUAUCCUCUCCCAAUCCCCAGCCAUGUUAUCGAUGAGAUCGAAAAUGAGGAGAGACAAAUGGGAGUACCCGAGGAGGAGAUAGAGCGGUGGGCCGGAAACCGAGCUACCAUCCACGGGCUGUGCGGUCCCAUCAACGCGAUCUAUGAGUCCGGCACGCCCCUCUUCACCAAGGCCGCCAUCCGCGACCUGGUCCGGGAGAUCGACGAGUCCGGCAUGCGGCGUAUCCAAACCGCGCCGCUCUCGUUACACUUCUCCAUCACGGGUAUCGACGGCAGGACCGUAGACUUCCCCAUCCAGCUCGGCGUCAAGCACCCGCUCCCUCCACACUGGCCCCAACGCGCCGACGGCUCGGUGCUGAUGGACGCCAUGCUCUUCAUCGACCUCCGCCCGGCAGACUACUUGACCUCGACCGCCUUCAUCAACGUCCACGACUUCGACCAUGACAAGGCCUUCCUACCCAUAACCGUACGCGCAGUACCCAUCCCCAUACACCCAGGCACCGGCGAGCCCGUCCCACAACCCCCCCUUCCCCGCUCGGCACCAGAGACACUUGCCACCCUACAGCAAGCCCAAGCUCAAUGGAACAGCGGCGCGGCCUGCCGCGAGCUGGUGGCAACCCUGCAUAGCGCAGCCGAGGCACGGCAAGCAGCUGGCCUCGCCCCCCUACCACACGUCGACAAGGUGGUCGCGUUCGCGUGCAACCAGCUCUCGACGACCGAAGAUGCCGGGCGGGUGGCGGCGGAGCACGCGCUGGUGCUGAGCCUACGGGAUUUCUUUACUACGCAUACGCAGCGGCGCGACCCCGAGACGGCGGGAGUGGUGCGCUGCUACGCGCAGGAUCCCGCAUACCAGGACGUUGACCGCGCGGUGCUGGCGGAGGUGGGGGUUACGGUGCUGGACCACCCGCGCGGGUUUCUCGAGGUGGACGAGUCUGCGGUGGUGUUCUCGCUCGCGCCGGAUGUGGCGGUGCGGCAGGUCGUGGCGGAUCUUGCGCGGCCCGCGGUGAUGGUGUGGAAUAGGGUGCGGGAGAUUCCACGCGAGGGGGAUUGGGUUGGUCGGGCGGAGCGAGCCGAUAAUAUCUCUCCCCGCGUGGAGGAGAUGAUCAAGGACUACACCGAGUUUCCGUUUCCCGCGGACCUGGCCGGUUUCGGGUCGUCUUUGGCCAUUUACGUUCGGAAUUACUGACGGCGCGGCAUGAACAGUUGUAGGAUACAGGCUGUCAGCAGCUAGAGGGGCACUUCCUAAU
This is a messenger RNA of Chaetomium fimeti, 1371 nucleotides long. RefSeq lists its product as uncharacterized. The record is from RefSeq and is a predicted model, not a curated record. The transcript has 2 exons. NCBI's taxonomy places the organism in Eukaryota, Fungi, Ascomycota, Sordariomycetes, Sordariales, Chaetomiaceae. Bases 117 to 1310 code for a protein of 397 amino acids.